GUUUCACCAAAUUCCACGGAUUCUAUAAGAUUCUCUUCAAACCGCCAAAACCCAUGUGAGAUCAGCUAAGUUCGGCCUGACCCAACUUCACAUACAGGGGAAAGAUUGAAGCUUUCUAGAGGCAGAAAGAGAUAAGGAUAGAGAGAGGGUUUUGGAUAUGGAAGCUCGAGUUGGGGUGGUGGUGGAAGGAAAGCAGAGAGCUUCGAAUUCAGCUCAGGGAGGCGUGGUGGAUGGGGGCGCCAGGAAAUUCUUGCAGCAGCAGAGCCAGGCGAACCAGUCCCUGAAUCAGCAGUCCCAGAUAGGGACGGUGAACCAGCUUUUAGCUGGCGGUAUCGCCGGUGCUUUUAGCAAAACCUGCACUGCGCCUCUUGCUCGCCUCACCAUCCUCUUUCAGGUGCAAGGAAUGCACUCUGAUAUUGCAACAUUGAGUAAGGCUAGCAUAUGGCAUGAAGCUUCACGUAUUAUCCAUGAAGAAGGGUUUAAAGCAUUUUGGAGAGGCAAUCUGGUUACCAUUGCUCAUCGCCUUCCAUAUUCUGCCGUCAGCUUCUAUGCUUAUGAACGCUACAAGACCUUGCUGCAUUCACUUGUUGAUGAACAUUUUAGGGGUAAUGCAAGUACUGACAUGUGUGUGCACUUUCUCGGUGGUGGGAUGGCAGGGUUAACCGCUGCCUCAGCCACAUAUCCACUGGAUCUUGUGAGGACACGCCUUGCAGCCCAGAGAAAUGCACUAUACUACAGAGGUAUUGGACAUGCAUUUCAUACAAUUUGCAGAGAAGAAGGUUUUUGGGGAUUGUAUAAAGGACUUGGAGCGACACUUUUGGGUGUGGGACCCAGUAUAGCAAUAAGCUUCUCAGUUUAUGAGGCUUUGAGAUCUUUUUGGCAGUCCCAACGGCCCAAUGAUUCGACUGUUGUGGUCAGUCUUGCUUGCGGCAGUCUUUCAGGCAUUGCCUCAUCAACAGCAACAUUCCCUUUGGAUCUUGUAAGGCGAAGAAUGCAAUUGGAGGGGGCUGGUGGUCGAGCCCGCGUCUAUACUACGGGCUUACUUGGGACUCUAAGGCACAUAACGCGGACUGAAGGCCUGCGGGGCUUGUAUAGAGGGAUAAUGCCAGAGUAUUACAAGGUCGUUCCAAGUGUAGGAAUUGUCUUCAUGACUUACGAGACACUGAAAAUGGUUUUUGCCCGCAUCCAAUCAAGUGACUAGUUGCCUCUAGAUUUCCCGUUUUCCGCCAUCUGUCGAGCCAUUGGAAUUUCUCAGAACUCAGUGGGGGUUUCCCGACGUAUGGAGGUAGGGGAGAGGGUAAAGUUGGUUAAAGACACAACUUAGGUAGAGCAAUAGUUGUGGUAGUUUGAGAAAUAUUAUGGUGGUAAAUUUUGCUGCUGCUGCUGCUGCUGCCGUGUGACCGUAUUGUUUAUUCUUGUAGAGAUUAGUUUAGCUGCAUGAGUCACAACAUGCUCCCCAUUUUGACAUGAGAAGUUAGCAAACUUUUACGCAUUCGUCGGUGGUCACCGUAACAAUUUUGUUGUAGAAGCCCUUUUGUCUUCCCCUUGUGUUUUUCUUUUUCUUUUUUACUCUGUUGAAGUUUUAGAGUUUCUUCUUACAUGUUUAAACCUUGUGUUUGGUCUGAUUUUAACUUUUUUGUUUUAAUUUACACCAAGGAGCUCUUUUAGGGAGUCCAUUGGACAGAAAGGGAAUUGCAACACUUUUGAAACGAUUUUGCAAGAUAUAUUCGUCGAUUACAGAAA
Molecule: messenger RNA, 1743 nt
Organism: Pyrus x bretschneideri (Chinese white pear)
Lineage: Eukaryota; Viridiplantae; Streptophyta; Magnoliopsida; Rosales; Rosaceae
Product: mitochondrial substrate carrier family protein B
Exons: 7
Coding region: 158-1201 (347 amino acids)
Biological process (GO): transmembrane transport
Source: RefSeq, a predicted model, not a curated record